AUGAAUACAGAAGCGCAGAGGCUCAUCACUGUGUCUUUAGGGAAAAUACAGGCCUCGCGCUCCCAGCGAGGUGGUAUAAACUUACAUAAAAACCUACUCGUGGCAUGUGUGCUUCACAAAGCCAGAACGGCUUAUAUGAUGGAUAAUUUACAAACUAUGCUGAUGAACAGGAGGGCGCAAUCGGAAUCUAAACCCGUGGAAUCAUCAGCAGUUGCACAGAUAAGUACAAACGAUUCUUCUCCAUGUAGCACAAACACAACUAGCGUGGUUGUACGAGCCAGCCAUGACGCGACCAAGAGGUCACGCGAGGAAACAGAGCAGGUCACUGAAGCGUGCCCCGACCAGAACAAAGAAAACUCUCCACCUAAACGCUUGAGGAUUGAAUCAAGUGAUAACUCUGAACAAAAACUGUCUCUAGAUUCAUCAUGCUCAAAAUCUAAAACUUCGGAUAUGAAGAAACCUUGUAGUUUGAUGACCGUGUGUGCGAGCAACAAUCCCGUGACCCCAAUAAGUCAAUGUACGGAACAACCAAAGGUCACAGCUGCUUACGUCAACAGCCAGUCAUGUGUGGGAUGUGUAAAACGUAGGCGUUUCAGCACGGACUCAACGGAGGAAACGCACGAGGGCGUUAAACGGCCUCGUAUCGAAAGGGUCAUCGAUUCCAGUGAUGACGCAACAGACUCUGAUAAUGUGUUUCUGCCCGAUCCCCCGAGGGAGUCCCGGGGCGAGGACUUGGAAUCUAGUAGACAACAACAGGACAAUAUACACACUGUGGUACAGCAUUUGCAACCCGAAUCCAUUCAAAUCACGAAUCUUGUAACUAUUUUCAACACGGGAUUCGGAGGACUUUGUGAAAAGAAUUUAUCGGACAAUGUUGAACAAGUGGACUGCAAUAACAAUGACAAUUCCAAGGAUAAGCUCGACACAGUUACCUAUUAUAAUAAUGUGCACGGACACAAAUUCUCAGUGUUGGACAGUUGUAGUACACAGAUGAUCGACUCAACAAAGGUUGAUUCGGUUCCCAUGCCAACGGCCAUUGCUGUGUAG
Molecule: messenger RNA, 1047 nt
Organism: Pecten maximus
Lineage: Eukaryota; Metazoa; Mollusca; Bivalvia; Pectinida; Pectinidae
Product: immediate early response gene 5-like protein
Exons: 1
Coding region: 1-1047 (348 amino acids)
Source: RefSeq, a predicted model, not a curated record